UCACGCCUCUUAGCUCUAAAUCAUAAGCUUCUUUAUUAUGUUUUAGUAUUAUAGUAUUACAUGAUUAUAUAAAAAAAUAAAAUUUGGAGUCUACGUGAAAAACAUGAAACCACCUAGCAGCUCUGUGUGUAAGACCCAAGAGCGUUUCUCGAUAAGCCUCAUAUUCAGAUGCAUCAGAGUUCUCAUCAAUAGAUCUAUUUAUUUCUUAUCUUGUUAGAAAGUUUCCUUCAAAUUUCACUUUCUUCAAGUAUAUCUCUCUCUCUAUAUUAUUUGCUUUCUUGGGUAUUUUGAGAGGUUAAUUAUAUAUAUGAAACUUUGCCUACUGGUGUGAAUAUAUAGCGGCGAAAAAUGUCAAGAAAACCGUGUUGUGUCGGAGAAGGGCUGAAGAAAGGGGCAUGGACCACCGAAGAAGAUAAGCAACUCAUCUCUUACAUCCACGAACAUGGAGAAGGAGGCUGGCGCGACAUUCCCCAAAAAGCUGGGUUAAAAAGGUGUGGAAAGAGUUGUAGACUGCGUUGGACUAACUACCUAAAACCUGAUGUUCAAAGAGGCGAGUUUAGUUCAGAGGAGGAACAGAUAAUUAUCAUGCUUCAUGCUUCUCGUGGCAACAAGUGGUCGGACAUAGCGAGACAUUUACCUAGAAGAACAGACAAUGAGGUCAAGAAUUACUGGAACACGCAUCUUAAGAAACGUUUGAUCGAACAGGGUAUUGAUCCCGUGACUCACAAGCCAGUUCUAGCUUCUAAUUCCAACCCUACUGUCACCACGCCGCCAGAGAAUUUGCCUUCCCUUGCUGCGCCUAGUUCCGACGACAAGCAAUACUCUCGGUCGAGCUCAAUGCCUUCCCUGUCUCGUCUUAUCAACAAAGAUGGGACACCAGCUCAAGGAGGUUCCUUGAGUCACAGGAAACGUUUUAAGAAGUGGAGUUCUACAUCAAGGCUUUUGAACAAAGUUGCGGCUAAGGUCACUUCUGUAAAAGAAAUAUUGUCGGCUUCCAUGGAAGGUAGCUUAAGCGCUACUACCUUACCAUAUGCAAGCUAUUCUAAUGUCUUCUCUGAGCAGAUUCCCAAUGGUGAGGAUAGUUCCAACGCGUUCCUGACAAAUACUCUCGCUGAGUUCGAUCCCUUCUCCCAGUCACCAUUGUAUAAUGAGCAUGAGUUCAGCUCUACUUGCGAUCUCGAUAUAGAGAACGAUUUCUCACAUUUUCUUGAAAAGCUAGGAAGAGAUGACCACAACGAGGAGAACGAUAUGAAUGUCGAGUAUGGCCAUGAUCUACUUACGUCCGAUGUGUCCCAAGAAGUCUCAUCAACAAGCGUUGAUGAUCAAGACAGUAUGCUUGGAAAUUUCGAGGGUUGGUCAAAUUAUCUUAUUGACCAUGCUGAUUUUAUAUAUGACACGGAGUCUGAUUCACUCGAAAAGCAGUUCAUGUGAAUCUUCAUUUCCAGACAGAAAGGUUUCAAGCUGUUUGAAACUUGCCUGAACGAGAAGUUAUAUAUGUAUGUGUUUAUUAAUAUUUGGAUUGUUUUGUAGAUGUCCUAGAUUUCUUACUAAUCCCAAGUUUAGGCGUUGUAUGAUGUAAAAUAAGGAUAUCCUAGGUUUCCGCAAGAAUUAAAAAAAAAGAGUUCGAGUUAGGUUUUCUGUGAUAACAUGCAUGUAAUCUCGCGGAUCAAUUGGUAAUUGAUUUGCGCAGGCCACUAUGUUUUAGAAUAUUAAAUAUAAUAAAG
This is a messenger RNA of Raphanus sativus (radish), 1724 nucleotides long. RefSeq names its product transcription factor MYB28. NCBI's taxonomy places the organism in Eukaryota, Viridiplantae, Streptophyta, Magnoliopsida, Brassicales, Brassicaceae. The record is from RefSeq and is a predicted model, not a curated record. The transcript has 3 exons. The coding region runs from base 349 to 1431 and encodes 360 amino acids.